AUGGUAACAAUUUACAAGACUUUCGUUGAAACGGUUACGAUAGAUGCAACUUCGGAAACUUCUACUACAUACAUACCUCUGGGUACCAACGUAAAGAACGCUGUAUCCGAGAUUACCAAAAAUUCCCAAAAAAUAAGUGCUUUAACAAGUUCCAGCUCAAGUUCAACAAUUGCAACUUCUUUGACUGCGAGCGAUAUUUCGCAUCACUCAACCAAAAGUCCGUCCCAGAGCUCUCGCAGCAAAUCUUCAUCAGUAUCAAGUAUAACUACAAGUACAUACACAAAUAAUAUUCCAAAAGAUUCUUUUGAAAAUACUCUAAAUGAAGUGUGGGAUAGGUUUUGGCUGUUCGAAAAAAGUCAAUGGAACGAUGAUGACUCAAUUUGUGGCACUAGCCAAUUUUCUGAGCCAGUUGUUUGGGAUCAAGCCGUCAUAGGAAGGGCCAUAACUGAUUCAAAGAAUACAGAAAAGAUUGAAAAAGUAACUGAGGCAAUCUACAGAUAUAAGAACACGGCUCUAGGUGUUUAUUCUGCUACAACUGCGGGAGACGAUGAUAUUUAUAAUGACGACAAUGCACAAUUAGUCUGGGUAUUUGUUGAUGGAUUCAAAGCUACUGGAAACGAAAAGCAUUUAGACGCAGCAAAAGAGGUAAUGCUGUUCUUAAUGACUCAGUGGAAUAGUCAAGGAAAAGGAGGUGUCAUAUGGAAAUACAAUGCAGAUUAUAUUGCUUCUAUAUCUACGGUGGAAGCCGCAUUGGCUGCAUUACGAUUGUAUAGCGUAACAUCAGAUGGUGCUUUGUUAACGUUCGCUGAAGAUUGUAUGGACUUUAUGUUUGAAUACUUUCAGGAUACUGAUAAGCUAUUUUUCGAUGGCUUAAAUAAGAAUAACUAUAAUGAUGUCAAUAAAGGAAAAUUAUCAUAUACAGCCGGCUGUGCGUUAAGCUCAUUGGCAUAUUUAAGUAAGUAUAGUUCUAAAAGGGAUUGGAAAUCCAAAGCAAUUGCUAUAGGUAAGGCGGCAAUGAAUCAAAAAGGUGCAUUGUAUAAUGGAAAUUCAAUUUGGAAUAAUCAAUUAAAGUAUAUUCACUUACUCUACGCCGGAUAUGUGGAUUUGUUAACAUUAACUGAUUGGGACCUUGAGUUUUCUAAAUUCAAGCAAGAAUUAGUAAGACAAUGUUCGCUCAUGAUUGAGUUUUUGCAAGAUCCUGACGAUAAAUCAUUAUAUUUUGGUCUGUCAACUGAAGCUACAGAAAAAAUGUUUCAGAAAUAUGAAGUGGCAUUUAAGGAGGACAAUACUUUUAAACAGAACAAAGACAUAUACUGCGAUGGAGAUGUAAAUAAGCAUACGAAAAAGUCGUUGAUGAAUAAUGGAUCUGUUGCACAAAUCUUAUAUGAAGUGAGUCGUAUACUUUGA
This is a messenger RNA of Debaryomyces fabryi, 1407 nucleotides long. RefSeq names its product Fav3p (gene FAV3). The transcript has a single exon. The record is from RefSeq and is a predicted model, not a curated record. Gene Ontology annotation, biological process: carbohydrate metabolic process. Bases 1 to 1407 code for a protein of 468 amino acids. Lineage: Eukaryota; Fungi; Ascomycota; Pichiomycetes; Serinales; Debaryomycetaceae.